Messenger RNA from Lottia gigantea (owl limpet), 438 nucleotides. RefSeq lists its product as hypothetical. The transcript is spliced from 2 exons. Gene Ontology annotation, biological process: response to oxidative stress. Lineage: Eukaryota; Metazoa; Mollusca; Gastropoda; Lottiidae. Gene Ontology annotation, molecular function: glutathione peroxidase activity. The annotation marks the transcript as partial. The record is from RefSeq and is a predicted model, not a curated record.
GGGUUUACCCACCAAUAUCUCCAAAUGAAUGCAAUCAUUAAAGAAGGCAGUGCGCCAUCUUUAAAAUUCGCUGGCUUUCCUUGUAACCAAUUCGGCCAUCAGGAACCAGCAGCCAAUAUGACGGAAUUACUGAAUGGUUUACGAUACGUUCGACCAGGAUCCGGCUAUAUACCAAAAUUUGAUCUUUUUAAGAAAAUUGACGUGAAUGGUGAGAAAGAAUCUAAAUUAUAUAAAUUUCUCAAGGCAUCUUGCAGAACUCCAGAUGAAGGCAAAUUCGCGAAAUCUGAGGUUUUUUCAGACCCAAUUCGACCCACUGAUGUGACAUGGAACUUCGAAAAAUUCGUCAUAGAUGCCAGUGGCCGCCCAAUGUUUCGGUUUUUGCCAAAUGUCGAACCAAACGAUUUAAUUGAUCUAGUAAAGGCUAUGUCAUCCGGAUCA